UCCAGAUCUAGAUCAUUUCUAUUACUGUCCAAUGGUAAUCGGAAUUCCAAGAUGCAGUUUGUGUUUUUUGUAGUUUCACUCUACAUAGGCGCAACAUCUGGACUGAUAGAACCGAUUCCAUUGCCAUCAUCUUUGGAGGAAUGCAUCAAUUAUAAAGUUGACUUGAACAAAGGUUCCGGAGUGCCAUUACAUAUUAUACAAAAUUUAUGUUUAAGUAAAUUUAUUUCGUUUGAAACACCCCAUACAUGGGCUCGUAAUGUGACGAAAGAGGAACAAAAUUAUAUGAGGUCUCUCAUUCGGAAAGUCAUUUCCGAAUCAGAACGCUCUAGUCGACAUCGAUUCAAAAGAAGCGUCUUGCUCCCUCAACGGAUACGUCGUGAAAUAAGAGCAGCACCAUUCAAACAGUGGGAUGACUAUGCUAAGGCCGUGAGACGCUUGAAAUUUGAAGAGAUUGGACCAAGUGGUAGAAGCAGGUACGAUACGAUUGCAGAUAUUCACAUGACAGCCAUCAAUUCAUCACAUUUUGGACCAAACUUUUUACCAUGGCAUAGAUUAUACCUCAUAACAAUGGAGACUGCAUUGGGGGUGCCUAUACCGUAUUGGGAUUCGUCCAUUGAUUACGAGAUGGAACAUCCUACUAAGUCAAUAUUGUUUACACAGAAAUAUUUUGGGAACGGAUUCGGUAUGGUAAAAACUGGACCAUUUGCUAAAUUUCAAACGCCCUCUGGCCCAUUGAUAAGAAACAUUGGAAGUGAUGGAUCUUUAUUUAAUAAGAGGGAUUUAAAUGCUAUUUUCACCAGAAGCCUUCUAUCUAAGAUUUCAGAGCCGACAGCCGAAGAGAGGGUAAGCUUAGAAGGACAACACAAUUCUAUUCACAAUUGGAUAGAUGGGCAAAUGAACACGCAGGAGUUUAGUCCGCACGAUCCAAUAUUCUGGACACACCAUUCUUUUGUUGACUACAUAUGGGAAGGCUUUAGGAAAGUACAACAUGCACGUGGAAUUGACCCCGUACUAGACAUUCCCGAACCACCAGAAAAUGUCACAUUCCAGAGUGGAAAAGAUCCUUCAGUUGGUUUAUUUGGAUUUUAUAAUCGUGAAGGAUAUUCUUCGAAAAUUGCAAAAAUGGUGUCAUAUGAACCCCAUCCCGAAUGUCCAAAAUGCUGUGGAAGCCCCGAUAUGUACUGCAAUACCAGAAAACAUGUGUGUGUAAGUAAGACAAGAAAUCUAAUGGAAUAUGAGGGAAAUCGCGCAGAAGCACAGGAAAUAGCAGAUAAAAUGAUCGAAGCAUCAACGGGAAGGCAACGUACAGUAUUUUCGGAAUACAUGCGAGAUGAUCGAGUGCGAGGUGACUCCUUAACAUUAAAAAAGAAGGCAAAAUUGAGAAACCUAAGAAGGCAACUAAUGAAUGGAGGUGUAAACGAGUUUCCAGUUAUUCCGUCCAUAUUCAAUCGAGUUUCAUCUUUAAAUACAGAAACGAUUUACCAUGGACUUCCACAAGGAUUCCCACCGAUGAAUAAUCUUCCUCCUAUACAAAUCAUCCCGUCUCCAGAUUUUCGAAUUGGAGGGUCAAAUUUUCUGCCAAAGCCAACAUUGGAUAUAAUAUAUGGUCCGAUACAGUUUGAUUCAAUUGUUGUUUAUCCGAACAACGAAAUUCAGACUCCAGGUCACCACUAUAACAACGCUGGUCCGAAACACCCACCCUUUUCAGGUUACAUGACAGAUAUGCUCACAAGAGGCGAUUCUUUUUCAUCAAGAAAUCAUGUUUUGCAUUUGCGAAGAAGACGUAGUCUGUCUAAAAGGACAAGUACGUCUGCUAGAAACCAAAUAUGGAAACCGACCCUAGAAAAUAGUUUUUUCUUGAAUGGUAAAUCUGACCUUGAUGCAUGGGCAUUUGUUCCGGUCAAAAUAAUUUAUAAUAAUAUUAAAGAAUCGACUUACCAAAACACAUUGAAUUUUACCGGAAGUAAUACUGCUCUGCAAACUAUACUCGGAGACAAUAUAGCAACUUGUGGGGCAAGGGUAGAUAAUCCACUGAAGAUUUUCGUACAAUCUCAUGGACUGAACUAUUAUGGAAAAUACAAAGACUUUACAGUUUAUCAAAAUACAGAAUCAGCGCUGAAUUAUAUCGCAAUAAAAAAACCUUCCAAAAAAUCAGUGGAGACAUAUAUUUCUGCAUAUGAUUCGUGUGGGAAUACUUGUAACACAAGAUGUGUAGUCCCCGGUGUUUAUCCACCCGUUUAUAGAAGUUGCGCUGGUGCAAUCAGUGUUUCUAGUAAAGAACCUCUAAUGUACAACGAUGUUCUAAGCGCAGUUCGAGGAUUGCCCGUUGAGGAAAACAUUCCCAUUAUAUUUGUUUGUGAUAUUCUGUGAUAACUUCUUCAGAACGAUUGUGAGCUAAAAUACUGGAUUACCGCGAGGCAAUGAAAAUUUUAUACCGUACUGUUACUUGCGUUUCAUAGUUUCUUUCGGUUUAUAUUCUAAUUUUACCAGUGUUCAUAGGAAAAUAAAGAAAUGAGUUUAGAUUAAAAUGUGCAUCCGAUUAUAUAGAUGUGUCUGAUUAGUCGAGUUGCGAACUUAUGUGCAGUGAGGUGUGAACAAUAACAAUUGUUUGGCGUUUAAGUGAUGCAGAACCAAUUUUGUUUAAAGAAUGAAAAAAAAAGUUUAACUGUGAAUUGGAAUGCACUCAUGUUAUGGCGUUUUAAUUAGUAAAACAUGAGCUGAAAGGGUAAUUAUUAUAUAAUUAUUCCAAUUUGUUCCUAGAUGAAUGACAUGAAAUGGACAGUUUCUUAUCAUAAACCAUCAAUUACUUGUGUGAAUCUAAUGAGUGAAGUACAUAUACAUGUAUAUAUGAUGUAUAAAUCUGACACCUACCCAGAAUGAAGUACAUGUACAUUUAUGAAUGAUGUAUAAACCUGACACCUUACCAGAUAAGUUUUUUUAACAAUCUGUUGGUAUCCAGUUAAUAAAUAAAAGUUACAUACUGAAGGAAAGAACUGUUAUAUCAAACUCGCCCGAAGAGACAACACUAGUUUGGUAUAGUGCAGAGAGAGUGGGGUUAGUUAACCUUAUUUUGUUACAAUCGCCUUUGUUUAAUACGGACAAAAAUUCGAAUCAUCAUUUCAUUCAAUCAAAGCUAGCUAAAGGACAAAUGGAAACAUUGGAUGACUGAUUUCCUCCAACAACAGAACCGUAUAAAAAGAUACGAAAUUAACGCAUUUCUGUCGAUUUACAGUUCAAAUUAUAAGAUUCGUUAAUAGUUUCUAUAUUACUGUAUGAAUAUGAAAUAUAUGGGGCUUCAAAAACAUAAAUUUAAUAAAAAAAAAUCAUCUUUAGUUUUAAAAAAAGUAUUGGCGGUCAAAUCAUGUGCACCAAUGUGUUACGUUCAUGUAUGAGCUUGGUGGGUUUCAAUCAAAAAUCAUUUAUGAAUUAAGAUUGUUGAAUUUUGGUCGAAAAUUAAUCAUCACUAAGUAGCAAAACAUUGUUUAGUAUUAUGCAUUAUUACAUAUUUUAGAAUGUGUAGUUCAAAGUGAAUUGAAUGUAUGAAAUCAGUUAAAGACAGCACAUUGCUGAGUUAUUGUGUAACACAGUUUGUAUUAAAGAUGAGAUUAGC
This is a messenger RNA of Mytilus californianus (California mussel), 3610 nucleotides long. RefSeq lists its product as uncharacterized. The transcript has 4 exons. The coding region runs from base 52 to 2370 and encodes 772 amino acids. Gene Ontology annotation, molecular function: oxidoreductase activity. Lineage: Eukaryota; Metazoa; Mollusca; Bivalvia; Mytilida; Mytilidae. The record is from RefSeq and is a predicted model, not a curated record.